This is a messenger RNA of Cicer arietinum (chickpea), 3043 nucleotides long. RefSeq lists its product as uncharacterized. Lineage: Eukaryota; Viridiplantae; Streptophyta; Magnoliopsida; Fabales; Fabaceae. The record is from RefSeq and is a predicted model, not a curated record.
GACCAAUCUAAAAAACCAAAAUAUUAUAUUAGAUUCGUACCUUAUCAAUGGACCACUGAUUCCCGUGAGCAAAAAUAAUAAUACAUCCUCCGCCUAUAUCUCCGGCGGCUCACCGUCGCCGGCAACCUCUCACAUUAAUAUUACUCACUCAUGCUUUACUUGCUCUAUAACUAAAUUUCCAUUUCCAUUUUAUUAUUUUUUUAUUUUAGAUUAGUUAUAAAAUUGAGAAGCUUAUUAGAAUUUAGAAUACCCAUUUUUUUUUUCAACGAACAAAAGCACACUCAAAUAAUUUUUUUCAACCAGUGUUCUGUUCCCUUGCUUCACACUCUUCUUCAACACCACAUUAACCCACUGAGUCAAAGUCUGAAUCUUUCUGCAUAACAAGCUCGUGGGUAGAGCGUGUUUUUUAGAGAGAGAAACUGUAGAGAGAGAAACUGUGUGUUUGUGUGUUAUGGUAUGGCUCAGCAGAGGCAAUCGGGAACGGAGAGGCUUGGGGUGAGGGUAGGUUCCCACGAUCUGCACCUAGGUAAUGGCUCCGGUGAUCACGUCGCCGUCGGGAUUCGCGGUGGUGUCGCCCACAAGCAGCAGCGACUCCGGCGAUCGGGGCGAUCCGACAGAGGCGCGCAUUUUUCGGUUGUGGCAAUCUUAGUUUUCCUCUUCCUCGUACUUGUCGUCACUUUCUUGGCGUUUUCUUACAUUUCUAGAGACGAAAUUAGUAACAAUGGUGAUGAUACUGAUGAUAUAAAGAAUGAUUCUGAUUUUCUUACGAAUGUACCGCGGAUAGAGAAGAAAGUUCUUGACUUUGGGCAUGCCUCUGGGGGGCAUGGCCGAGAUUCGAGAUAUUGGGAUAAGGAUGAUAGGAGAAGGGACGAUGGUUAUGAUGAGGAUAAGGAGGAGAUAAGUAGGGAUAAUGGAGAUGCAAAGUUGAAAGAUGAUGCUCCUGUAAAGACGAAUCACAAUGUAAAGUCUUCUCAGGAGGGUUCUCAGACGGGUUUAAAGCGAAAAGGAGUUGGCUUGUAUAAUGAAGCGGGGCGUCAUGAAUUGAAAAGAUAUGAAGCAGAAUACGAGGCUUCGUUGAAGAAUGUUGGACACUCCGCCGAAGUUGAUGGGAAAUUGUCGCAUGAAACUGUUAUGGAAAAGAAGAAUGUGGUAGAUGACAUUGAUGAUGAGUAUGAUGACUUUAUCGAUUCUCACGAUGCUCAAAUGGAAGAUUCUGCUGAUAGUGGAAAUAUGAGAGGGAAACAUUCUAAUUUUAAUUCACAAAAGUUGGACAACGAAGUUCACAAAGAAUCUCACGAUGAUUCUUCCGAUGUGGGAAUUGAUGACGAUAUUGCUUCCGAGGAUACUGAUGGAGAAUCUUCCGUUAGCCAAAAAAGUUCUCGGGGUGGAAAAGCAAAUUCUAAACCUGCAAAUGUUAUAAGUGAACAAACAAGCAGAAAAUCACAUCCUGAAACAAAGAGGAAAGGCAGGCGUCACAAGUACUCAGGAUCCUGUGAGAUGAAGUUGUUAAACUCAACUUCCCAACUUGUUGAACCAUUAGAAAGUCGAAAAUUUGCAAGAUUUAACUUACAAUACGUAGAGACAGAAGAGAAGCCAUCGGGAGUAGAACAAUGGGUGCCCAGAUUUGCCGGCCAUCAGAGCUUAGAAGAGAGAGAAAAUUCAUUUUUGGCACGUGAUCAAAACCUAAAAUGUGGUUUUGUUAAAGGUCCUGAAGGUUCACCCAGCACCGGAUUUGACAUUUCAGAAGAUGAUGAAAGUUACAUUAGCAGAUGCCACAUUGCUGUGAUUUCAUGCAUAUUUGGAAAUUCUGAUCGCUUGAGGACCCCGGCCACCAAGACGAUUACUCGUUUGUCAAGGAAAAAUGUCUGUUUUGUUAUGUUUACUGAUGAAGUUACAGUACAAACACUUACUUCCGAAGGUCAUGCACCUGACAGAAUGGGGUUCAUUGGCUUUUGGAAGUUAGUGGUGGUGAAGAAUCUACCGUAUGAUGAUAUGCGGCGAGUCGGCAAAAUACCAAAGUUAUUGGCCCAUCGACUUUUUCCCUUUGCAAGGUAUUCGAUUUGGUUGGAUAGCAAAUUAAGGCUGCAGCUUGAUCCUUUACUCAUCUUGGAGUACUUCUUGUGGCGAAAGGGUUAUGAAUUUGCAAUAUCCAAUCACUAUGAUCGACAUUGUGUGUGGGAAGAGGUAGUUCAAAAUAAGAAAUUGAACAAGUAUAAUCAUACGGUUAUUGAUCAACAAUUUGCGUUUUACCGGGCUGAUGGACUUGAAAGAUUUAAUGCAUCCGAUCCAAACAAGCUUCUUUCAAGCAACGUACCAGAAGGUUCUUUUAUUAUUAGGGCACACACCCCUAUGUCAAAUUUGUUCAACUGUCUUUGGUUCAAUGAAGUUGACCGAUUUACUCCUCGUGAUCAGCUGAGUUUUGCGUAUACUUAUCAGAAGCUGAGAAGGAUGAAUCCUGAAAAACCUUUUCAUCUUAACAUGUUCAAGGACUGUGAAAGGAGACACAUGGCCAAGUUGUUCCAUCAUAGGAUGGAUGAGAAGAGGACGGCUACACGCCAAAAAGGAACCUAAUAAAGCGAGUUUUUGUUGACAUUUUUAUCAAUAUAGUAGGCUUGAUAUAAUGUACAUGGCCAUUCUCUUCCACAUUUGUUGAACUUGUGAUAUAUGCUGACCAUAUGCUGCACAGUUCGGCCGACUCGAGGAUACAAUCUACACUGAUGCUGUGUCAUCCAUGCAACAUAAUUUUGUGGUUAUGUUUAUCAUAUGAUUCAUAUCUCUUGUAUUCAUCAACUUGUGACAGAAUUCAUUUGUGCCUUGGGAGACAAGCAAGCAUCAAAUGAACCCCCAACAGUCACUUCCACGACUACAGCUCCUAUUUCAUUUCUAUAUUCAAAAUUGGGAUUGUUUGUAUGUAGAAAAUUUUGAUAUAGGUCAUUCAUACUCAUGUUAGAAAUCUGACUCAUGAUUCUUAUCCCAUCCCAUUGAUUUUAUUACUUAAAUAUCACAUUUUACUUGCAUGGAUGGUUGCACAUACCUCUGUGAA